Messenger RNA from Acinonyx jubatus (cheetah), 3647 nucleotides. RefSeq names its product F-box protein 24 (gene FBXO24). Gene Ontology annotation, molecular function: protein binding. Lineage: Eukaryota; Metazoa; Chordata; Mammalia; Carnivora; Felidae. The record is from RefSeq and is a predicted model, not a curated record. Bases 1538 to 3406 code for a protein of 622 amino acids. The transcript has 10 exons.
GGGAGGGGGUCGUUGCAACUGAAGGGACCGUGGAGGCCUUUCCGGCUGCGGAGUCUGAGGACCUGCGGCGGUCUCCGGAGCUCUGGCGGGCGGGGGGCUUCCCAGAGACUGGAGAUGCCCAAGGCAGCUCCUGAAGGGAGGGUUACCGGAGACCGGGACAGCUUCCAGAACUACCGCCCGGCUGGCCAGCCUACCUCGAGGAGCGCGCCCCGGCGGGAACUGUGAUGACAGGACCUGAGACGGGGGAGGGGAGUUAGUCCAUAAGGGACCAUCUCAUUCGGAAGAAGCCCGCCGUUUUAACAAAUGAGGAAACUGAGGCGGAGGGAAGUUGAGGAGUUGGCUAGAGCAGAAGCCCGGUUUCCCAGCGACUUCUACGUGGGCUUUUUCUAUUCGCACCGUCUCCUUUGCUUCCUGAGCUGAAAUAGUGGGGACCCAGACCCAAGAGGAAGCUGAGGAUCCUUUUUCUGUGUGCUGAGGGAUCUUAACGUCCUUUUAGGUGGCAAAAGGACCUAACACAUUAACAUAGUCCAUUUACCACGUUAAUAGUUGCCUGAUCACAAACAACUAAAGGUUCUUGUGAAUCACAUCUCAGAGGUUGAGAUUUCCUAAACAUGUAUUGAAUCCUUAAAGUUCCAUCCGCAGUGUCUCAAACUAGUUGUUUACUAGUCACCAUGAGUAAGGGAGUUUGGGUGGUUGACUGAUAGCUGGCGCAGUAAAGGAAAGUCUGUAAUACUAGGCAACUGAGGGCUGGAUGUCCAGGAUUGGAUUCCUUUGCGUUCCUGGAAGAGCUGGUUACUCCCUUUGGUUUAUUGGUGUAGAUCCUUUGCCCCUACCUGGACAGACAUACCCUGAACUCCAGCUGUUUCUCCUAUAUGGCGGCCCUCUCUCCCCAUAAGACUAAGUUAAAAGGUUAGACCCUGGGAGAUACCCUAUGCUUUCAGAGUAAUUCUAUCCCUUUCUUCCACCUUAAUAGGUUGUCCUUCAUACAUGCAUUGACGUUACUGUCCCAGGAAAUCUGCUUUUGGAUGUGUUUUUGUAAGACUAAAGAGUCGGUGCUGAAUUAUUCCCACUUUCAUCUAGUGCAUGCUUCCCUCUAAGCGAGUGUAGCAGGGUCAUCUUUCCUCCUCACCUGUCAAACAGUUCAUAUUUUUUAUACUUUUUUUUUGGGGGGGGGGUUAGUUUAUAUUCUUAGGUAGUUUAUACUGUUAUCCUCUUACGGAGUUUAUACAAAUCCCCUGGAGGCCCUGGCCUGGUGAGAUAUGAAGAAUUCACCAGUGUUUCUCUACAGAGCAGAGUGCUAAAGGGCCUCAAGGGGAGGAACCUCACAACUGUGCUCCAAAAGUAAAGGCCUCAUCUAGCAGUCAUUCACACUUUCUUUCUCCUGGAGGAGGGGCUCAUGCAUAUCCCAUGAGCCACUGGGUGGCUAGAGCCAAGCUAGAACCCAGGAACUGUCUAAGAAAAUCCUGGCGGGGUUGGGGAAAAUAGGUCACAGUGGCUGGACAGUGAGGUCACAGAGAGGUUUGUCUUCCCAGACUCCAUGGGGGAGGGGCCUAGAAGGCUGAGGGGCCCCAGAGGUCCCCCAAGCCCAGGCGGGGGACAUGGUGUGGGAAAGGCAGCAGAAACGGGGGCCAGGGAGCUGACUACGGGGGAGUCAGGGGGCCCGGAGGAUGAGGGCAGGGGCAGAGACGGGGCAGUCAAGAUGGUGAAGCGGAGCUGCCCUUCAUGUGGCCCAGAGCCUGGGGGUGAAGAGAAGAAGGGCAGAGGGAACCCUAUUUCUGUUCAGCUGUUCCCCCCAGAGCUGGUGGAGCAUAUCAUCUCAUUCCUCCCAGUCAGAGAUGUAGUCGCUCUGGGCCAGACCUGCCACUACUUCCGUGAAGUGUGCGACGCUGAGGGCGUGUGGAGACGCAUCUGUCGCAGGCUUAGUCCUCGUCUACGAGAGCAGGGCUCUGGGGUCCGGCCCUGGAAGAGAGCUGCCAUUCUUAACUACACGAAGGGCCUGUAUUUCCAGGCAUUUGGAGGCCGCCGCCGCUGUCUCAGCAAGAGUGUAGCCCCCCUGCUAGCCCAUGGCUACCGCCGCUUCUUGCCCACCAAGGACCAUGUCUUCAUUCUUGACUACACGGGGACCCUCUUCUUCCUCAAAAAUGCCCUGGUCUCCUCUACCCUGGGCCAGAUCCAGUGGAAGCGAGCCUGCCGCUAUGUUGUAUUGUGUCGCGGAGCCAAGGAUUUUGCCUCGGACCCAAGAUGUGACACCGUUUACCGUAAAUACCUCUAUGUAUUGGCCACCCGGGAGCAGCCAGCAGUGGUAGGCACAACGGGCAGCCGGGCCUGUGACUGUGUCGAGGUCUAUCUGCAGUCCAGUGGGCAGCGGGUCUUCAAGAUGACCUUCCACCACUCCAUGAGCUUCAAACAGAUUGUGCUCGUUGGUCAGGAGAACCAGCGGGCUCUACUGCUUCUCACAGAGGAAGGAAAGAUCUACUCUUUGGUAGUGAAUGAAACCCAGCUGGACCAGCCACGCUCCUACACAGUUCAGCUGGCCCUGAGGAAGGUGUCCCGUUGCCUGCCUCACCUUCGUGUGACCCGCAUGGCUUCUAACCAGAGCAGUACUCUCUACAUCACAGACCAGGGGGGAGUAUAUUUUGAGGUGCAUACCCCAGGGGUGUAUCGUGAUCUCUUUGGGACCCUUCAAGCCUUUGACCCUCUGGACCAGCAGAUGCCGCUUGCUCUCUCGCUGCCUGCCAAGAUACUAUUUUGUGCUCUUGGCUACAAUCACCUUGGCUUGGUGGAUGAAUUUGGCCGAAUCUUUAUGCAGGGAAAUAACAGAUAUGGGCAGCUGGGAACAGGGGACAAAAUGGACCGAGGGGAACCCACACAGGUGCAUUAUCUGCAACGUCCCAUUGCUCUGUGGUGUGGCCUCAACCACUCUCUGGUGCUGAGCCAGGGCUCGGACUUCAGCAAGGAGCUUCUGGGCUGCGGCUGUGGGGCUGGAGGCCGCCUCCCUGGCUGGCCUAAGGGGAGUGCCUCUUUCGUGAAGCUCCACGUCAAGGUCCCUCUGUGUGCCUGUUCCCUCUGCUCUACCAGAGAGUGCCUCUACAUGCUGUCCAGCCAUGACAUCGAACACCAUCCCACCUACCGGGACCUACCAGCCAGCAGGGUGGUGGGGACCCCCGAGCCUGGCCUGGGAGCUGGAGCACCCCAGGACCCUGGGGGGGCAGCCCGGGCCUGUGAGGAGUACCUCAGCCAGAUCCACAGUUGCCCCACAUUGCAGGAUCGCAUGGAAAAGAUGAAGGAGAUCGUGGGUUGGAUGCCCUUGAUGGCUGCACAGAAAGAUUUCUUCUGGGAGGCCCUGGACAUGCUGCAGAGGGCUGCUGGAGGGGUUGGCCCGGGCCCCGCAACCCCUGAGAGCUGAGCCCCUUUCCUAGUCUUACCCCUGGAGGGAGAGUCUGGCCCUGGGCCAGGAGCUAAGGAGAGUGGGAUGGUAGCAAUAAACAUUGUAUGUGCACAUGGGGAGGGGUGGGAAUUGCUAGGCUUGCCAGGGUGGGCAGGGAACCGUUUUGUAAAAUGUUCAGGGGGCUGCCCGGGAGGGACCCCCAACCUGACUAUCAUGGACAAGAGAUUUGAUGGGCAAAUAGAAUAAAAGGCUGAAGUGA